AUGGCGUCUUAUCAAGACCCGUGGGCACUAAAUCUCGUGGUAGACGAACUGGGUCAUCCCGGGCAAGACAUGACGAGGCAGACGCCUGGAGAUUCCGGCCUCCAGGACCCACACAUGGGACAAACAGGCGCUAUUGCUCCUUUAAUGGCUGCCAGUUUUGGCCUCGGGCUCUCGUUCGAUGAAUUCACGGACAACGGAGACUCGGAAAUAUCGGCCGCGGCCACGGCAGGUUCCUUUUCUUCUUUCAAGGUCGAGGCGGCAACUCCGAUGAUCGCAGCGAGGACUCCAGAUGAUCCUUUUUCGGAAACAUCACCACCGUCAUCGGCGGCGGCUGGAACAAGUGUGGAGAGAGGGCGGGAGCCGCUUUCGAACACUUCGGUGUCGGCGGGCGCGGGAGGGAUGGGCGGCAGGGGGUUGUGGAAGCAAGGAAGCGGCGGGGCACGCGGGGCCGCGGCCGCCAAGACCGCCGCGGUUAGCAUUCCGGAGUUCGAUAUCUACGGCUUCAACGACACGUCCCACCAGGCGCAGUACGAGCGGAUGACCUUCCUCGAGCUAGCGAAGGCCGACAUGGAGCGCGUCAACCUGGAGCGCGACUUCCUGGACAAGAACGCCCGCUUCGACACCGCAAAGGUCACCCACGCCAUGGUCCACGAGCGGUGGGCGAGGGCGGGAGCGGUCUUCGAGGGGACGUCCAAGGCGGCCAACAUCUACUUCGUGGCGGAGCAGGAGGCGAAAAAGAGGCACGAGGCGGCCUGCCGUGACAAGCGGGUCGCGGAGGCGAGGGUGACCGAGGCCGAGGAGAGAUCGGCGCUCGCCCGGGCGGUUGUCGAGGAGGCCGUGAAGACGCUCGACACAAAACGUGCGGCCAAGAGGAAGGCGGAGGCGGCCCUCCAGCAGGCUUUUGAGGCCAAGGAAGUGGCCGAGAAGAGGGCAGCGGCGCCUGCGUUCGGAACGAGCGGCGGCAGCGGGUUUUCUGGCGAGGGAUCGUUGUCGAACAAACGGAAACGCGACGUCGACGGAUUGCUGCCGCCAUCUACUGCAGUGACAAGAGCGAGCAACAAAUGUGCCGACGUUGAACAAGAUUGUCCGACUAAGGGUCUGGGCAGUGUCGACGAUGUCGACAUGGAGAAAGAGGCCACGGCCGAGGAAGGACAACCCUCGGCAAAGCCCCCCGCGACGACGGGCGUCAACGCCCUGUCCGACGAGCAAGAGCGACAGUUUUACAUGAGAGGACUCAAGAUCGAGCGCCAGAUCAGGGCCAGCGUGGCGUCGCAGGCCUACAACUACGUCGCAGCCAAGGAGGAAACACCGGCUACCACCACCACCACCAUCACCACCAAAGCGGAAGAGCAAGCGUAUUCCGCGGCUGCCGACACCACCACGUCACAACCACAAGCCGCGACCACCACGACCACCGCCGCCCUCGAGCUCGCGCUUGAGGCGGCCGAUUCCGACCUCGCCGCCGCCGACGGGAGCAUGAAGGCCGCCGCCGUCUCCUCGGGGCGUGCGGCCGCCGAGCUUGACUCAGUCAGGCUCGCCCCCGACCUGCAGGGGGCCGUCCGGGCAGUGGCCGAGACCGCCGACGCCCACCAGGACGCUCUGGACAAGGCCGGGCUGUACGUGUCCUGGGUGAACAACGAGGUGCUCGCGCAGAGGGGGCUGCGGGCCUGGUCCGACAAGCUCUUUCGCGCCGCCGUGCUCGCCUGGGACGCUAGGGAGAAGGCCCGGAAGGCGCUCAACAGAGCCGGGGAGAGGAUGUCGAGGGCGGUGUGCCUCCUGCAGGGGUUCCCGCGGGGCGAACAGAUGAACGUGUCCCGCCAUGCCCUCUUCACGGCCGUCGUGGAGAACCAGCACCAGCUUUGCCAGCUCAACGCUCUUAAGCGGGAGGAGGAGGAGGAAGCUGCGUUGAUUGGAUGA
Messenger RNA from Ectocarpus siliculosus, 1917 nucleotides. The record is from the annotation of a GenBank genome assembly. NCBI's taxonomy places the organism in Eukaryota, Phaeophyceae, Ectocarpales, Ectocarpaceae.